Microtus oregoni (creeping vole) is the source of this 1929-nucleotide messenger RNA. RefSeq names its product EMI domain-containing protein 1-like. The coding region runs from base 21 to 1352 and encodes 443 amino acids. Lineage: Eukaryota; Metazoa; Chordata; Mammalia; Rodentia; Cricetidae. Gene Ontology annotation, molecular function: protein binding. The transcript has 15 exons. The record is from RefSeq and is a predicted model, not a curated record.
GCAGCGGCGGGGACGACAGCAUGGGCGGUCCGCGGGCCUGGACACUGCUCUGCCUCGGGCUCCUGCUCCCGGGAGGCGGCGCCGCGUGGAGCGUCCCGGGCGCCCGGUUCUCGGUUCGCAGGAACUGGUGCUCCUACGUGGUGACCCGCACUGUCUCGUGCCAUGUGCAGAAUGGCACCUACCUCCAGCGAGUGCUGCAGAACUGCCCGUGGCCCAUGGGCUGCCCUGGGAGCAGCUACAGGACGGUGGUGAGGCCCACAUACAAAGUGAUAUACAAGACAGUGACCACCCGCGAAUGGAGGUGCUGCCCUGGACAUUCGGGGGUGACCUGUGAGGAAGGCUCCCCUGGCUUCCUGGAGCCUACGUGGUCAGGCAGCAGCAUGCGACGGAUGGCAAUGCGGCCCACAGCGUUCUCAGGUUGUCUCAACUGCAGCAAAGUUUCUGAGCUGACCGAGAGACUGAAGGUGCUGGAGGCCAAGGUAGCUGUUCUGAGUGUCACAGAGCGGACUGUGUCCUCAAUCCCAGCUACCCCUAAGGACUCUGCCCUGAUUUGGGGUUCCCCAGCUGCCCAGGGCAGUCCUGGAGAUGGAGACCUGCAGGACAGAGUUGAUCCUUGGGAGCUGCCUGGGCCCAAGGGAGACACUGACAGUCAGGACCCAAUGAGGAUGAGAGGCCCACCAGGUCCACAGGGACCCCCAGGGCGUCCUGGCCAGACAGGAGCUGCAGGCAUCCCUGGAGAGAUGGGCCCUCCAGGACCUCCUGGACCUCCUGGGCCCCCAGGCCCCCCAGCCCCUGUUGGACCACCCCACGCCCAUAUCUCCCUGAAUGGAGAUCCAUUACUGUCUAACACCUUCACUGAGACCGGCAGCCACUGGCCCCAAGGACCCACUGGAUCCCCAGGCCCUCCAGGCCCCCCAGGGCCCAUGGGUCCUCCCGGACUUCCUGGCCCCACGGGUGCCCCUGGGAGUCCUGGACACAUGGGAACCCCGGGCUCUUCUGGACCCAAAGGACCCUCUGGCCACCCAGGAGAGAAAGGCGAGAAAGGACUGCCUGGGGAACCUGGCCCCCAAGGGUUAAUGGGAUUGCCGGGAGAACCUGGCCCCAAAGGAGACCCUGGUGAGAAGAGUCACUGGGCUCCUAGCUUACAGAGCUUCCGGCAGCAGCAGGCCCAGCUGGAGCUCCUGGCCAGACGGGUCACCCUGCUGGAAGCCAUCAUCUGGCCAGAACCAGAGCUGGGAUCCGGGGUAGGCCCUGAUGGCACGGGUACCCCCAGCCUCCUUCGAGGCAAGAGGGGAGGACACCCAACCAACUACCAGAUCGUGACCCCCAGGAGACACGACAGGAGGAGCUGAGGAUGGUGGUGGCUCUUCAGGGUUCCACACCAGGCUUCCUCCCCUAGCCUGGACUUGGCCAGCUGCCUCCAGAGACCGCCAGUUCCUAUUUAUUAAUAUCCUCAGGGACCCCUGUGCCAUCUUGGCCAUAGGGAUAGGCAGGCAGGUCUCAGUGAUGUCAGCCUGUACAUGACAGACGAAGCAGGGACUGGGCCCUGAGAGGAAGUCUACUCAAGACGUCAGACCUAUUUCCCUCUGUGGAAUAGGGUGAAAAGAGGAAUGGGUGGAGGUACAAGGCUUCCAGUCUUCUAAAGUAGGGACCUGAGACUCUGCCUGGCUCUGUAGACAUGCAUGGAUGGAGGCAGAAGUCUCUGUUCCCCUCCUUAAGACCUUGGGGAGCCCUGUUUUCUGGUGCUGAGUUCCUACCUGAGUCCAGGCUGCUUAAUCCCUGACUGAAUGGUUGGUGCUCCUGAAAUCAGUUCUACCCAUCCCCACUCCCCAGUGUUCCAUGUGGGGAUGGGAUGUAUAGAAAGGACUCCCACUCCAAGCAUCUGCUGCAGAUGCCAUGGAUUGCUAUGUACUGGACAAUAAACGCCCC